Molecule: messenger RNA, 672 nt
Organism: Miscanthus lutarioriparius
Lineage: Eukaryota; Viridiplantae; Streptophyta; Magnoliopsida; Poales; Poaceae
Source: the annotation of a GenBank genome assembly
AUGGACAGCCGUGAGAUAUUGGAGUUGGAGAACAAGCUUCUUGAUCCGACCACAGAAGAACCAAUUUCUCUACCCCUACACUUUUUGAGAUCGAUAACAAAUGAUUUUAGCAAUGAGCAAGAACUUCGGGAGGGGUGGGUGCGGAGUGGUUUACAAGCUUUGGAAUGUGUGCACCCUGAGAAGGAGAAAAGGCCAAAUGUAUCAAAUAUAAUUGAAAUUCUUAAUGCAGCAGAAGGAAGUUGUGUUCAAAAUGGUGAAGAUUUACUGGUAGAUCACCAGAUUGAAGCCCAGGAAGGGGUACUGCAACCGGAUGUGCAGCGUGAGGACGGCUUGAUGGAUCACCGACCAGCGUGGAUCACAAAAGGCAUAAUGAAAUCAGCAGCUGCACCACUCCAACCACAACGCGAGCCAGUUUUGGAAAGUGUGGAUGGUUCUAACUGGAGCACUGCCCCAAACAUUGCACAAAGUCGCCCCAUCACCAUCUCUGAAAGUAUAGAGCCAAAACUGUAUGGGAGGGAGCUUAUGGUGAAGAGCAUCAUAGAUGAUAUCACAAAGGGUAAACAUUCUGGUGAGGUCCUCACAGUUAUUCCAAUUAUUGGUCCAGGGGGCAUAGGAAAGACAAUCACAAGCACAACAUAUAUAUCACACAAGGAGAGGUGCAAAACAUUUUGA